AUUUGGAGAUGGUAAUGCCUGCCAAGUUCAUCUGACUAAUCCUAUUUCUGUUCCUAACCUUCAAUUACUGCAAUGCAAAUUCAAGUUGAAUGGAAGGCUACUUAAUCCUUCUCGGGAAUUAUACAAAAGAAAUUAUGCGUCAAAAUAUGUACUCUGGAAGAUUUCUUAAUGACUUGGGAGAGUUUGAGAACUGUACUGAGCAUGAAUUCUCCCGUUUCAUGCUUUCCCAGAUUGAGUUAAACAUUACAGGCAAGAAAGAUAUGUCAUUUCUUAAUAAGGACACAGCUAGAUUUGUCCAAGGCCUAUGUGUACCUAAAGAGUGCUCUGAUACUGACAGUAAGAUACUUAGAGACUCCUUCUUCCUUCAAGACAUUAAUUUUACAAGAGAUAGUAACGUUGUUGAUAUAACUUUCUUUGAUGUGGAAAAGGAGGCUCAGCAGACCUCCAAAAACCUGUCGUCGACUUCAAGCGUAAUGAUAGUAGUCUUUGUGUUCCUAGUCCUACUCGGCCUUCUUGGAUUGUUAGUAGAAAACACAAGUCUUGGUAACAAGCCUAAUCUGAACCAAGAAGAGGAAGAGAAUAAUAUCUGGGAUAAAUACUAUGACCAAGAAGGACUUUCUGCAGAUGAAGACCAAAAGGACAAUAUGUGUACUGAAUUUCAGGACUUUUUACAACAAGAGAAAAGGUUGAUAAUGUCUAAGAACCUCUGGGGUAUUAUCCUUCUCUCGUUCUCGUUCAAAAGAAAUGCAAGGAGGUUAUUCAAAUUCUCUGUCAUCAGGAGGAUGCAUGUAAAAACUACCAUGAUUGAAGGUCUGAGAGUAAUGUUCCUUAUUUGGGUGAUCAUCGGGAAUACAUUCUUGUUCUCCUUUUAUUCAUACCCAGCGAAUUUCACUAAAAUAGGAGAUAUUUCUUCAAAUUACCUGUUUAUUACCCUUCUAAACAAUGAGCUGUCUUUUGACUCGUUGUUAUUUAUUAUUGCGUUCCUUUCAGCAUAUGAUUUGCUUGAGAAGUUUGAUGACAGGGAUACAAAAUCACGGUCGUACAUCCUCUAUGCACUGCAUUUUAUCAUUAAGAUGUUAUUCCCUGUGAUAAUAAUCAUAGGAAUCUCUUCUAUCUUUAAGUUGUUCUCGUCAGGACCUCUAUGGGGUACAAUGACUGAAGAAAUAAUAUCAUCUUGUGAUAGAUACCUCUGGACCCAUGUGCUUAUGAUCAGCAAUCUGGUCCCAUUUGGAAAUAAUAUUGGAAAUAAUGCAUGCUUACCCUGGCUCUGGUUUGUGAGUACCGAGUUCCAGUUCUUUUUCUUCUGCCUGUUUUUGACGAUACUUUAUACGAAGAAAUCCUUCCUAGCUUGUCUGAUAAGCUGGGUUAUUUGCUUAUUCUCACUCCUGAGUGUGUCUGUAAUCGCUGGAGUUGGAGCCAUCACUACGCUAUCUCAGUACGAUUCGAACACAUAUGAAAUCCUCUUUACUAAGCCAUGGACCAGGAUAUUCGGAUAUUCUCUCGGCCUAUUUGUUGGUUUCAUCUUUUAUGAAUUUAAUAAGGAAUCUAAGUCCGAGAAGGAGAAGAGGUUUGGUUGGAGAUUGGUUAGUAUUCUAGAAAAUAUGAAUAUCAAUAAGAGAACAAUUCUAAUAAUCUUCGCAUUCGCACUGAUAAUUAUCCCCAGUAUUUUCCAAUGGCUAAUAAUUGCCAGGGAGACUCUGACUAAUGACAUGAGUGGUAGUGCAAAGACAAUGUACAUUCUGUACCUGACGCUAGGCAGACCGAUCUAUUUCACAGGAUUAGUCAUAAUAAUCCUAUUCUGUUUGUUGAACAAGCUAAAGUGGAUUACUAUUAUUGUUGGAAACUAUUCAUGGGGACCCAUGACUGAGCUAUCCUAUUCUGCAUACCUGAUGCAUUUCUUCAUUAUAGUCUGGUACUAUAGCUCGCUGAGCCAGACCUUGUUUAUAAAUAUUCCAGACUUGCUCUUCACAGGAGUUGCUGUGAUAGUAACUUCCUUUCUUGUUGCAAUUCCUUUCUCAUUCCUUAUUGAGAUUCCUUCUAAAAACUUAAUGGAACUAAUUCUCUUCACAAUGAAAAGAUACAGAAGGAGCAGUAUUGAAGAAGAAAAGGAAGGCAAGGCCGGAAAUAGCAGUAGCAGGGAGAAAAUCGGCUUCAACGUGUCCAACUCUGGCAUCAAAGAAAAUAAUGUCUCCAAUGCUUCCGCUAAUCUUAUGUUCCUAAGUGGAGCCAUCCCUGAUGUUGGAGAAAACAAGAAGAAAAAGCUAAAAAUCGAUUAAUCUCAAUUUAUUUGUACGAA
This is a messenger RNA of Moneuplotes crassus, 2296 nucleotides long. Lineage: Eukaryota; Ciliophora; Spirotrichea; Euplotida; Euplotidae. The record is from the annotation of a GenBank genome assembly.